Messenger RNA from Salvia miltiorrhiza (redroot sage), 1321 nucleotides. RefSeq lists its product as uncharacterized. The transcript has 7 exons. NCBI's taxonomy places the organism in Eukaryota, Viridiplantae, Streptophyta, Magnoliopsida, Lamiales, Lamiaceae. The coding region runs from base 1 to 1089 and encodes 362 amino acids. The record is from RefSeq and is a predicted model, not a curated record.
AUGCAAGGUUAUCUCGUCGCCGGCAACGGAAAGAUUAGAAAUUUGGGUCGCCGGCCUCGUUGUCCUCGUCGUAGGCUCGAGCAGCAUCUGGGAAAGAAGGGUUAUCUCGUCGCCGGCAACGGAAAGAUUAGAAAUUUGGGUCGCCGGCCUCGUUGUCCUCGUCGUAGGCUCGAGCAGCAUCUGGAAAAGAAGAUUUCAACUCUUUUGCUGAUUUCCCUCUCUGGUGCUUUUCGCGGCGGCGACAACAGGCUUCGGUCGAUUUCAAAAACCUUCUCAUCGUUGUGGGCUUGUGAAUCAUCUUGUAUUUCAGGGGCUAUUAUACGACUUCAUGACCUAUUCUUGUCCAAGCCAGAGGCUGUUCCCGCGGAUUGUAGCGAUCCACGGUGGCGUUGGUUUAAGGGCUGUUUAGGUGCGUUAGACGGCACGUAUGUGAGUGUCACGGUAGGAAAUGAGGACAAACCCCGUUAUAGAACAAGGAAGGGGCAAAUUUCAACCAAUGUGUUAGGUGUUUGUGAUCGUCAUUGUAAUUUCAGUUACGUCUUGGCCGGUUGGGAAGGUUCGGCUGCAGACUCUAGGGUCUUACGAGAUGCAAUUAGAAGACCUCACGGCCUUAAGGUCCCAAGGGGGAAGUAUUAUUUGUGUGAUAAUGGAUACGCGAAUAGCGAAGGCUUCCUAACGCCGUUCAAAGGCGUUAGGUACCAUUUGAAAGAAUGGGGACCGAACAAUGCACGACCUCAAAAUAAAGAAGAACUUUUUAAUUUGAGACAUAGUAAAGCGAGGAACGCCAUAGAGAGAGCUUUUGGGAUAUUGAAGAUGAGAUGGGGUAUCCUUAGAUCACCUUCUUUUUAUCCGAUUCGAGUGCAAAAUCGAAUUAUCAUGGCAUGUUUUUUAAUCAACAACUUCAUUCGAAAGGAAAUGCCCAUAGACCCCAUUGAAGAACAAUUAGAUGCCAUGCCCCCACAAAACGGUGCAAUGCUAGAAGAGGCACCCGAUGAAUUCGUUGAACAAGUCGAAAGUUCCCCUCAAUGGCAAGAAGCGAGAAAUGCCUUAGCCGAAUCGAUGUGGUUGCAAUAUAUCAAUAACAACUAGAUACUUUAUUUCACUAUUGUAUUGACAAACUAUUUUUUUUUUUUUUCUAGUUUUCAAGUUAUAUAUGGGAUUUGAAUGUUGAUGGUGUGAUCUGCUUAAUGUUAGUGUUCACAUUUAUAUGAAUUUGUCAUCUCCAUUUUUGGAGCCUUUGAAUCACCUUGUUGAAUUAAUUUGUAAACUACAAUUUGGAGCAGGAUCUUUUUAUAUUAUAUAUGAUGUGAUUGGGUUUUCA